AUGUCCGACAUCCGGGACUCCAUUGCCCCUCAGGCAGGCAAACAGGAUGCCAAACCUGCGCCCGAGGCAUUACGAGGGGCUCUCAACAUUGACGAAGCUCGUAGCAUCGUCAAUUCACGCGUGGACGAGCUGGACUUGUCGCUUCACAAUGAAAUCAACAAAUUGCUGCACAACAACCCCGAGACGGCUUACAAGGAGUUCAUCGCCCAUGAAUCCAUCACGAAUUACCUGGAGAAGCAGGGUUUUGCGGUCAAGAGGAACACCUAUGGUCUCGAAACCAGCUUCGAGGCUGAGUUUGGAUCUGGUGGCCGUCAAGUAGUUGUGUGUGCCGAAUACGAUGCGCUCCCUGACAUCGGCCAUGCUUGUGGUCAUAAUCUUAUUGCAACAUCCUCCAUUGCGGCGUUUCUGGGAGCUGCUCGCGCUCUUUCGGACCUGAAAAUCCCUGGAAGAUUACGCAUUUUGGGAACCCCGGCGGAAGAAGGUGGUGGCGGUAAGGCGAAGCUAAUCGACGCUGGCGCCUUCAACCCGCCCGAGGACAUAGCGGCUGCCAUCAUGGCGCAUCCAACAGCCGCUCACCAGGGUGGGAGUGGUGAUGGAUCAUCGGGGCUGGCAGGUUUCAAGCUUAUUGCCAGCCACAAGUUUCGAGUCGAGUUCCGCGGAAAGCCGGCCCACGCAGCUGGUGAGCCUUGGAAAGGAUUGAACGCGUUGGAUGCAGCUGUGGCAGCUUACAGCAACGUGGCACUUCUGAGGCAGCAAAUCCAGUCUGAUGAGAGAAUACACGGUGUCAUCGAAGUUGGAGGAACUGUGCCCAAUGUCAUCACGGAUUACACCCGCAUGAAUUGGAACGUCCGCAGCCCAACCAUCGAUCGUGCCGAUGCGUUAUUGCGGAGAGUCAAAGCGUGUCUGGAGGCUGGCGCCGCAGCAACUGGCUGCGAGAUCAACUACAUUGUGGCACCAACAUACAUGAACCUGCGCGCCAACGACACACUCUGCAAGGCUUAUGUCGAGGACAUGGCGUCAAUUGGGGAAACAAUCCAACUUCACCAGGCGAAGCCUUUCAACGCAUCCACCGACAUGGGUAAUGUUUCUCACCUCGUGCCCAGCUUCCAUGGCGCGUUCGUCAUUCCAACAUCACCCGACGUGGCGGGCCAUCAUCCGGAAUUCGCAGCGGCCGCAGCGACCGAUGAGGCACACGCAGCGGCUUUGAAGUGUGCAAAGGGCAUGGCAAUGCUCGCUGUUAGAGUUCUCACCGAUGACUUGAUUGCGAAUAGGGCCAGGAAAGACUUUAUGACCCCUGACGAAUCAUAA
Messenger RNA from Colletotrichum higginsianum IMI 349063, 1308 nucleotides. Its product is annotated as Metal-dependent amidase/aminoacylase/carboxypeptidase. The record is from RefSeq and is a predicted model, not a curated record. The coding region runs from base 1 to 1308 and encodes 435 amino acids. Gene Ontology annotation, molecular function: dipeptidase activity. The transcript has 2 exons. Lineage: Eukaryota; Fungi; Ascomycota; Sordariomycetes; Glomerellales; Glomerellaceae.